UCAGUCGUCGUCGUCAUCGUCGUUUUGGAGGGCGGCGAAGGGGUUGUUGGCGGAGACGCCGCUGCUGCCCUUGGAGCCCUUCUUGCCAGGGGCACCCUCCUUCCUGUCGGCCUGCUGGCGAGACGCUGCACACAAACACACGCACAGAGGAAGAGAUAGAUGGGGUCAUCCAUCCAUCCAGCCAUCCCUCUCUCUCUCUCUCUCUCUGGUCAGCGUACCGGUUGUGACGUGUUCGUUGCCCUUCCCAUCGAUGGAGAUGGACCCGACCGUCGGCAGGGUGUUCUGACUCGACAGCUCGUCGUGACGACGCACAAUGCCCUCCUUACCACCGCCACUACCACCACCCUCCCCUCCAGCACCACCGGCAGCCGGGCUGUUCUCCUCCCUGCCACCGUGGCCGUCCACCUGCGGCUCUGGCGAGUCGGCCGUCACGGGGGACGAUGUGGGCGAGGGGCUGCCCUGCUUGGGGCGAUAACCGAGGUCACCUGAGCGAGUGUGAUGCACACCAGACAGCAAGCAAUGCGGUUCUGGUGUUUUGGUUGUCAUCUGGUUUGUGUAUUUCUGACCUCGGCCGCGCCCCCCUCUCCCUCCUCUGCCAAUGGGCGUCCUCUGCGACGACUGGUGGGACGUAUUGAAGGCCCCGCUGGCCUGCCCUCGGCCUCUCGUGGUGCUGCUGGUGGUGGUGGUGGUGUUAUAAUGAAUUGGGGCUGCUGGGGGAGCGGGCGAAGGGGAAGUGGCCGACUCGCCUGCAUAGAGACGCGAGAGAAAUGUUCAUUGAUUCAUUGCGCGUGGGGGGUCGGGGGCUACCUUUGACGACAGCAGCGUAUGAUGGUCUCGGGCCACCACUGCUGAGUUGAGGGGGUGUCACGGGCGAUGCUGCACAUGGACCCACACACAGAGAGAGGUGCUGUGGCCUGGCGGGUGAUUAAUGCGUCCACGUGUCUAUGUCGCACACCCACCUUCAGCCUGAGGAGUCUCUGCUAUCUUGCCGUGGUCCGUCGGCGACAGGUGAAGGCCUGACCGCCCAGCCGUGUCCGAACCUGACACACACGAUGACACACAAGGCGGACACCGGACACACACGCGUGUUGUCACUUCUGUGGGCCGUGAUGGACCUCUCUCUCACACAGACUGACCGUCGACAGGCGGGGGCGGGUGUGAGCGGGGCACCACCCCCUGUGGCGUUAUGAGUGAGCCGGGCGGCAGGGUCUUGCCAUGAUGCUGCUGGUGCUGGUGCUCUCGGUCCUUCCACCUGUUCCACCUGUUGCCCCCGCCCCCUGAGGGCUUGCUGACUGCUGUGGCCGACGCGGCCGGCGGGGUGGGCUGGCCAGGAGGGUGGUCGUGGUGGUCGUCGUCACCCUCCUUGUGGGUGUGGGUGUGGGUGUGGGUGUGCUUGGGUUUGCCUUGUGACCUGAGCAGUAGACAGCAGACACCAGACACACACAGCAGCACAGUGAGAGUGUGUGUCGGGGGUGGGGGAUGGGGGGUGGAGAGGGAGGCGUACGUUUGCCCAUGUGUGUGUGCCGCCGACGCAGAUGCAGAUGCAGAUGCAGACCCAGACGCCGACGCGGGCGUGAGCGGGUCGUCCUUGGCCCUCUCCUCCUGAAGCCAAUGAGUGAAUGGAUGGAUGGUGGGGUGGUGGGGGGUGGAGGGAGGGAGAUUGCUUGAGUGACCGACCGACCUACCUGUUUCCGCUGCAGUAUCUCCUUCUCAUCUCGAGGCUUCCCGGUGCCGAAUAUCGACGCUGUGCGGCCCCUAAUACACACACAGACACACAGAGAGACAGUUAGAGAGAGACUCAGAUGAGCGAGGAUACACACCACCAGGAAUGACAAGUCGAGCAAGUGGAGCGAGCACUAAAGAAGAAGUGACUCACUGUCUAGGGAGCGAUGCGGGUGUGUCGAUCUGCCCCUUGGGCUUGUCGAGGUGGAGGUGCUGCACCGGGUGGAAGGGCUUGUCUUCUCCGUGUGCCGACGACUUGGGGCUGACGCUGCUCGCUGGGGUCAUGUCGCCUGCAACCCAUCCAGGUGUGGAGCCAUGUGUGGAUGGAUGGAUGGAUGGCUUUAUCUGUCUUGUCUGGUGCUGCUUUGGUCUUCAUCUCACCUCUGUCUCUGUCUCGAUUUCUGUCGCCGAAUCGGUAAGACGGCCGCCGGUCCCUGCCCCUGUAGCCACUGUUUCGGGCUCUGUCCGAGCGCCCGAGGUUGGAGAACCUGUCGUGGCCCCCAUCGCCACCGCGAGUGGGGUGCGGGCGACGACCGCCCAUGCUGUCGGCGUCAUAGCCGCGGUCACGAUACCCGCCAACUCCACCCCCACCACCUGCACACACACCAGAUCAUGUGACGCCUGGCCGUGUGAGUGUGUGUCGUCGUGUGAGUGUGUGAAUGAAUGCGUGUGUGUGUGUGUCACUCCCUCGACUCACGUUUGUCGUCAUACUCGUCGUAUCCGUCCCUGCCCGGCGGACGAGAGGGCCGGUCACGCUGACACCCACCUCCGCCGCCAUCGCCACGCUCUCGCUCGCUAUAGAGCUCGUCCUUCUCCUCCUCCUCUGCACCAAGCAAGCCACACGCACACACGAGGGAGUGACCAGGCUGUGUCCAUCGAUUCACUCGCCCACAGACAGACAUACCGUCACGCCUUUGCGGGGUUCCCCUCUCGCCGCGGUGCUGGUGGUGGUGCGGCAGGACGUCCUCGUUGCCGCUCACGUCCGCCCACGCCUUGCGGCCCUCUCCGUCGCCAGCCGAGACGACCCGUCGGUAGGGGGAUGUGCCAGCCGCGCCGCAUCGCUGCUUUAAAUCUGCAAUGAGGUCCUCCGGCACCACACAGCACUCGGCGUCCUCACCUGCACACACACACAUGCGCAACGAGGGAGGGGUGCUUGUGGUGGUGGUGGCGGUGGAGUUGGUGCCCCUUGGUGUUUGCUACGCACUCACUUGCGCAUGUGGGGAUGAAGUCCUGUGCGAUGAUGUCCUUGAGCUUGGGCAGGUCCAGCAUCAGGUCGUCCAGGUACUCGGCGAACUCACGCACACUGCGACCACCAACACACACACCCAACAGACAGACAGAAGCAGAGAUGAAGGUCGGGAGGGCCACAGGUCAAUCCACGCCCCCAUAGAAGUCUAUAAAUGCAUGUGGUAUGUAUCAUGGUCAGUCACUGCCCUUCCACAACCAGGAGGACGGUGACUCCAGAAUCCUUCCUUCCCGAAGACAACAGCUCUCUCAUCAUCCCAACCCUCCCUCCAUCCCUGUCUCCCUCCCUCCAUCCCUUCUGCCCUGCCUGUCUGCCUGCCAAGAGAGUUCACUGACCCGUCUUGAAUGGCGUCUGGUGUGAGUGGUGCCGGACUGCCGUCGGUCGAUGGCUUGGCCAGGAGGAUCAGCAGCGGGUAACACACGGCCCGCUGCGACUCGUUUUGCUCAGCUAUCCAAGACAUCAAAUCGGACACCACACGCUGAUUGAUCGAUCCACAACACACACAUGACGGGAGCGAGGGAGAAUGAGAGGGAGAGAGAGGGAGAGAGAGAGAGCCACAUCACAAAACAUGUAUUAUGGAUUCUGCUGUGUGUGUGGGUGUGGGUGUGGGUGUGGUAUGGGCGUAGGUACCGAUGUAUGUCUGCCGGUAUGGCCAUAUCAGCAAAGUUCUUCGUCACGUCCUCGAGGUCACUUGAAAAGGUCUGACGCACAGACAGACAGACAGACAGAGGGAGAGAGAGAGAGAAAGAGAGAAAGAGAGAGAGAAAGAGAAAGAGAGAGAGAGAGAGAUAGGCCGACACGGAUGAGGGAGGGAAUUGCUUGGUGUAUCUAGCUAUCCAUCUUAACUCUCUGCAGCACUCACUGCUACCGUGCCUGUCUGUCUGUCUGUCUGUGCGUGCGUGCGUGCGUGUGUGUGUCUGUCUGUCGGGGCCCGUCCGUACAUAUUCCUUGAUGUAAUCCUUGGCCUUUGACCGCAUCCGGUGAAUCAACUCCUCCUGGCAUGACGACCGACCAAACCACGCGCAAAUCAACCAACCAACAAAGCUUUGAAGGAAUGAAGAAUCCACCUCGCCACCUGCCUCGCCUUUUUCCCUUACCCGGCCCUCGUCAGCAAAGGCCGCUGACGCAGGCUGGGGGCUCGUCCCCUGAUUUGCACCACCCCCUGCUGCUGGUGCUGCUGCAGCAGCUGCUGGUGACGUGGACCUCUCGUCAGCGGCCGUUGGCUGCGUGGGCGGGGCUGUGGGGGUGGUGGCAUUGCCCGUGGCCCUCUCCUCCUUCUCGCGCUCGCGACGCUGCCGCCUCUCCCGCCGCUCCUCGUGGCGAUCGCCCCGCAGGUCGCUGCCCUUGAGCACACGGCGGGACGUUAUCACACUGCACGGACAGACACGGACACAAAGGCAUCCAGUGGUUGCAGGUAGCGGGACACAAGUGCCGAGGCGCAUGGACGCGGUGCGCGGGCCAUACCUGGUUGGCUUCCCGGGGGUGCGGGAUGGGACGCGAGAGGCCUCCUGGAGACGGGAUGACUGACGAACACAACAGAGGGACAUAGAGGGACAGACCACCGUGACACUCAUCGGCAAGAAGAUGCGGUGUGUUGUGUUGUGUUGUGUUGUGUUGUGUCGUCUCGCCCACACUGGCAGAGGCAGCAGCAGCAACGGCGGGGGGCUUGGGGCCCGCGCUGGGGAUCGGGAGCAGACCCUCGGAUGGGGAAGCCAACCCACGCAACUCCUGCUUACACAGACACACGUACACACACAGAUCAUUGUGUGUCUUGGGGGCAUGGGCAAUCGCACCAGGUUAGUUCUGCUGAGUACGAUGUCCUCUCCCUUCUCCUCGACAUGUUGUCUGUGGAUGUCCCUCAGCUUGGAGGGUCCCCCCACCAUGCCCGGCUUCACCAUGCGGCGCCAACCAUUGGCUCGCAGAUCCAACACAUCCUACGACCAACCACCAUAACCAACCAGCCACCAUAGCCAAACAUGCACACCGACAUACAAUCUCCUGUCUAUGGCGCCUCUGUCUGUCUGUCUGCCUCAGUGCGUACGCACACGAACCUUCAUGAGGCACCUGACGCGGAUGCCAAGGUUUUCGUCGCGCGACUUCUCCUCUAGCUUGUGGAACCACUGCUGCAGCUCCGCUCGCCUAUUCCACUGCAGCGGUGAUGGAUUGAUCCACGGAUGGAGUCCACACACACACACACACACACACAUGCAUGAAGGAGCAGAUGGGCAGUAGAUAUCUUGUGUAGGGGUGGCGGGUUGGGUGCUCACGUCUUUCGCCACGUCGUACACGGGCCCGAUGGUCGUGAGGAAGGUGCACACGCACUCCUGCACACAUACACACACCGAGGUAUGGAUGGAUGGAUGGAUGGUGCUCUGUGUGUGCAGGGGCGUGUGCGUUGAUAUCUUACGAAUUGUGCCUCUCCCUCUUUGCCUUGUUUCUCGCCGUAGUGCCAGAGCUGCUUGAGGCACUCAAACAGCAAGUUGGCGCUCAUGAUACGCUCGAUCAGCAGCUGACCUGCACCACACACACACAGAGAGAGAGAGAGACUCUGAGAGAGGCGGGUGAGCUGUGUGUGUGCGUUUCUGUCUGCGUCUGGUGUGGCACGCACCCACGAAUUUGAUAUUGCCGAGCAUCUGGUUCUUGUACUUCAAAUAAGCCUCCGUGUAGUCGUUACCUGCACCGACAAAAUAACACAUGGAGAGAGCCGAGGGCCGUUUAUGGUGAGUGAAUGGAUGGAGCUCGGGACAGGUGGGCGUGGGAGGGUACCUGUGAGGCCGUUGAGAUUGUCAGGCGGCUUCAGGUACUUCUCAAACGACUCCUGACACCGAUUCAACAGCAUCCUGGGACGGCACACGCGCACAUAAACACGCAUAACCGCGGAGAAGACACUUGCAAGAAUGAUGAGUGCACCUUCUGAACUCCUUGUCCUCUUCUGUGCCCUCCUGGUGUCCAUCGGCCUUGUCUCCCCUCUCCAUGAUGGCCUUCAGAUUGUCCUUCAGAAGCACACACAGCUCCACAUACAUCUGAUCAAUGACACAGACAGACAGACAGACAGACAGACAGAGUGCGUGUGUUUGUGGGUGUGUGGGUGUGUGGGUGUGUGUGUACCUGGAUGAAGUGGUGCUGCGUGGUGGCCUUGUCAAAGACCAUCCCCACGAGCGCCUCAAUCUGAUCGACACAGACACGACAUGCAUCGGCACACACACACGGAACCUCCCUGCCUUCUCCUGACUCCCUCGCCGACUCACCUCAGAGUUUUGAGUGAUUCCAGCGUCGAGUAUCUGUUGGUAGAGCCGGUCGAACUUUUCGAUCGUCAGCUUGUUGAGAAUCCCUUUCAACUUACGCAACACCGCCUCAGACUCGUUCCUGCACAGACAGACAGACAGACGGAACGACGUCGUGUUACAGUGUGCUGUGUUGCAUACUGUGUGUCAUGUAAGCUUACUGUUCAACCUUGGUCUUCUUCAUAGACGCGACCCAUGAGUUCUCACCCACCACCACCUUAUUGUCAUCGCGGUCGCGGUCGCGGCCUGAACAAAGGAGUGCAGGCAGGCGACAAGCGUGUGUUCUAUCUAGCGGCUCUUUCUCUCCCCCCACUCCGCCCCCUCUGUGGUGGGUGCUGACCUCCCCUCCAGCCGCUGUCAUCCUCACGACCACAGCGCCUGGCAGACGAGCAUGGCGUCUGUAAGUCAAGUGGCUGCGGCACGUAUGUUUACUUACCAUUUGUCGCGGCUCCACUUGUCCGCAUCAUCACGAUCACGGUCGCGCUGACCAGCCAAUCAAUCACACACACAGACGCUACAGCCUCCGCCAGUGUCAGGUUGCCCAUCCAAUGAGUGCAUCUGUGUGCUCACGUCGUCUCUCCGGCUGUCCCCGUCUGCCGCAGUGCUGUCCCGGACGUUUCUGAAGCCGACUCUCCUCUGGAAGGACCCGAAGCUGCCCGCAGCCGGGCGGCCCCCUGCUGAGCCGCCUGGCCGGAAGCUGCCCUUCCGGGAACCGCCCGCACGGUGGAACUCGCCGAUCUCGGUGGCCGCGGCCGAGUGGUCUGCACAUGGAUGGAUGGAUGGAUGGAUGGGAAGCACUGGCUGUGAUUGUGAUUGUAAUUGUGAUAGCGCUUGUGUUGUGUGUACCCUUGAGCAGGUACAGGGGGAUGUUGUGGUUGUCUGGGAGCCUCUGGCAGUGCUCCUGAGGCAGGCAGAUCAGGACACACAUACACAGAUGUGAUGUGCACACUGGUAUCCAGUCAGUGUCUGGGUGAGAUGUCGAUCUGUCUAGAUCUGUGUGCGUUUUUGUCUUGUCUAUAUCGGCCGGCACGGUGCGGAGACACUUACCUGGUCUUUGAAGGACUUGAGGAAGUCGACGGGGUAGAACCGGGGGAUGCCCCCGGACUGCUCAGCCUCCUUCUGCUCCUCAGCAGGCGCCUCCGGCACUUCAGCAGCAGGGGCCUCCCAUAGGCGGAGGGGGAGGGGAAGAGGGAGAGGCUCGGGCUGCAGCCUGCCUCUCCUCCCACCGUCGUUUGACGCGUGCUCUGAUGUCCUCGAGGCGUGCUCUGAUGUCCUCGAGGCUUUCAGGCGCCAGUGGGGCCAUCAUGGCGGCGGCGACCCAGGUAGCGGUGCCGCCGCCGAUGAUGGCCCACACGGUGCCGCCCCACACCGUCUCGAGCAGCAU
Molecule: messenger RNA, 7636 nt
Organism: Vitrella brassicaformis
Lineage: Eukaryota; Vitrellaceae
Source: the annotation of a GenBank genome assembly